AUGCGGGAGUUGGUAUCAGCCGUUGGGGAAGUCAAGAGUCAGAAGUUUUCGACACCAUUUCAUUGUUUCAUUUUUUUUCAUCGUUCUGCUUUUCAAACUUUGUUUUUGUUCCAGUUAUGCGGAAGUGAAGUUGGUCGUAAAACAUUACGCAUCAAAGGUAUCUACGCAUUGUUACGGGAAUUUGAUCGCGCUUCGUCGGCUUCGGUAUCAUUAUUGAAGAAAAACUCGUUGAGAGAAUUAACGGUGACACCGGUUAAUGAGUAUGACAUCACAAAUAACCAUUCCCAAUCUGAAAUGUACGAUCGACAAAAUUUGCAAGUUGGAUCAGCACUUCAUAAUAUCCAGGAAAGGACUACAGGCGCUACUAACAUGCAGAGUACAAAAUUUCCAGGUGAAACCGGAAAUUUAAUAUAUAUAGAUGGACAAAAUUGUUCGAUUUUACAUGCACUAAUUGGUUUGCUUAUUCAGGAUUAA
This is a messenger RNA of Cercopithifilaria johnstoni, 474 nucleotides long. The record is from the annotation of a GenBank genome assembly. Lineage: Eukaryota; Metazoa; Nematoda; Chromadorea; Rhabditida; Onchocercidae.